CUUCGUGUUCCCUCAGAUACUCGGUCGGAACUUGUAUGCCGAGUCAAAUAUUGCAACACCCUACCGGAUAUUCCGUUUGACCCAAAGUUCAUCUCCUAUCGCUUUGAUCCGAACAGGUUUGUCUCCUACAAAGCUACUUCAUUGGAACUUAACUACAAGCAAGACUUACUCGCAGAGCACGACCUGGGCGUCACGGUUGACCUCAUUGACCCCAAAACUUACGAGACUGACCCGAAUUCUGUUUUGCAUCCCGAUGACGAAAAGUUGCUUGAAGAAGACAAUAUCACACCACAGGAUUCUAAAAGGUCAAGGAACCACAACAUGGUCAUCCCCUGGCUGACGAAGACCGAGUACAUUGCGACCGAGUUCAGUCGAUACGGCCGGACGGGCGUCAAUCCUGAAACAGAGGUUGGCUACAAAGUCAAGAAACUGUCCAAAAAGGAAGACUCGUACAUGGACAAGGAGAGGCAAAUCAAAGCCAUCAACAAGACCUUCGAAGAGGCCCAAAAGCCAAAUGAAGACCAUUACAGCAAGCCCAACGUUAAGGCCGUGAAGGUGCUGCCACUUUUGCCCGACUCAGACUUAUGGAAAUACCCAUUUGCGCAUGUCAUGUUUGACUCUGAGCCAGCACCCAUCACGCAUUUGAAAGAAAUGUCUCGGGCCAUGAUCAGAGCUGUGAUGGAUGAAUGCGGAGAUCAGUUUGUCGCCUACUUCCUCCCGACCGAAGACACCAUGAAGAAACAGAAUAAAAAUGUAGAGCAGGGCAUGAGUUACAUGGACGACGAUGAAUACCAGUACCGCAUGGCUCGCGAGUACAACUGGAACGUGAAGAACAAGGCAUCCAAAGGAUAUGAAGAAAACUACUUCUUCGUCUCCCGGGAUGACGGAGUGUACUACAACGAGCUCGAAACGAGUGUGCGGCUGACAAAGCGUCGUCUCAAACCUGGCCUCCAGCUGAACAACUCCAAAUAUAUAUAUAUAUAUUCUGGAUCUUCGCACACGCGCAUCGCAUUACAGCAAGCCAGGCUCAAUCAACUGGAGCAACCUCAAGAAGAGGAGGAGGAAGAGGAAGCAGAGGGGGAGAAAGAGGAAGCAGAAGAGGAGGAGGAGCUAUCAGAAGCCGAAAAGGAAGAAGAAUCUGCCAAGGCGAAGAAAGCAGGCCCAGACGCAGAGUCGAAGGUGGAGGAGGAGUCGGAGGGAGAGUGCGAGGCUGAGGUGGAGAAUGGAGAACAAGGCAAUGCCCGAUUGAUAAAAAGGUUGGCUUCAUCGUCGUCGUCCGCAUCUGUGCAUUCGUCGAGCGAAGAGGAAGAAGAGGAGAAGAAACGCCGUGACGAAGAGGAGAUCUUCGGCAGUGGGACUGACAGUCACUAA
This is a messenger RNA of Rhipicephalus microplus (southern cattle tick), 1371 nucleotides long. RefSeq lists its product as uncharacterized. Gene Ontology annotation, molecular function: chromatin binding; RNA polymerase II complex binding. Gene Ontology annotation, biological process: transcription elongation by RNA polymerase II. Gene Ontology annotation, cellular component: Cdc73/Paf1 complex. Lineage: Eukaryota; Metazoa; Arthropoda; Arachnida; Ixodida; Ixodidae. The record is from RefSeq and is a predicted model, not a curated record.